Messenger RNA from Sphaeroforma arctica JP610, 1619 nucleotides. RefSeq lists its product as hypothetical. The record is from RefSeq and is a predicted model, not a curated record. Bases 166 to 1521 code for a protein of 451 amino acids. Gene Ontology annotation, molecular function: O-acetyltransferase activity. The transcript has a single exon. NCBI's taxonomy places the organism in Eukaryota, Ichthyosporea, Ichthyophonida.
CUUCUAAAUUGAAAGAACACACACAUGAGAUAGAAUUUUAUUUCUAAGAGAUAAUUUUAGAGGGCCAUCAGCCAUGUCAAAAUCAUUUCUAUGAGACAAUCCCAGAGGGUCAUGAUGAACUAACUUUUGUUAGGAAGCAUUUAGUCAAGGUGGGCUGUGCUAACCAUGCCGGCGCUCCACGCUUUUAUUAAUAGUCGCCGUAUGUUGGUUAGAAUAUUACCUUUCAUACUUGUAUCCAGUUUGUUCUUUUAUCUUCACAAAUGUGCCGGAGGUUUCAGUAUCGCAACGUGGAGAAAUAUAAAUCUAUUUACAGCUCAGCCACAACAAACAGUGCCGGCUAUCAAUCCAGAGUGGCUAAAAGGACAAUGGGUAUACGAACCUCAACAGGCUGAUAUAUUCCAGCGUGACCUGCAUAGCUACACACAGUUCCCGUCGAUUGAUAAGGAUUGUAUCUGGUUCAAGGAUACUGCGGUGGUGAAUGGAACGGACUAUUUGAACUGGCGGUGGCUGCCUGUUAGUGGUGUACAGGCGUCGCAUAGUACUGUGGGGCUGUUGACAACCAAUUACACCGCUACAUCUGGGAGUAAAAGGUCUCUGGCAUCACAGCCACUAAGAACUCUGUCCAGGUCUGACAUAUUCAAGUGUCUAGCUGGUAUUAAUCUAACCUAUUACGGCGACUCGUUGUCGCGGCAGAUGGGGUUAUCUCUGGGUGGUCAGUUAUUCGACACAAGUGGAACAAACCCUGUAGUGGGCAACGAUGGGUAUACUGUAGAGUAUACAAAGGCUCAAAGUACGGAUGAUAUGAUUCCAGUUAGACUGAAUUUCCGCGACAAUGCUAAAACGCACACGUAUUCACACGAAGAGAAGGGCAGGAAGCUUAAUGUAACAGUGACAUGGGCUCAACAGAACUGGUGGGUAGGUUUCCACGUUGUGAACCAGACUGUGUUUUCCUUGCACCCCUAUGAUGUGUCGGCAAACCUUGUGAAUCUUGUCACAGGUCCGGAACCUUCUCAAAAUAGUUCGGUGAUAGUGUUGGCCCUGGCGCAUUGGUGGACUAUGAAACACUGGGGAAACACUCUAACUGUAGACUUUGCCAAGUAUCCCGAACUGAGGCUUAGUAGCGACAUCAAUGGCACCGAGCAAUUACUGAGAGUGUAUGACCGUGCAGUUGAGACGACUGUGAAUUACAUCGUAUCCAACAAUUUCACGGGCACAGUGGUGUGGCGCACGAGUACCUCGAUGCAAUACGAUUCGAAGAAUACAUGCGCAUUCGAGCAUCCCCUCCAGGCUGACGAAACCACCCAGAUGCACAACGUGGGUGCGAUGAAUGAUAUACUGAGAAAGCAUGUGAAGCCGGUCGUGGCUGAACACCCAAAUCAUUUACUACUGGAUGUAGAAGCGCUUACAUUGCGGAGAAACGAUGCUCUUGCGUUUAGAGGUGGGCACCACGACUGCACACACUGGUGUUUGCCCGGUGUGCCGGAUCUAUGGAAUCAGAUCAUGUUGAAUGCUAUUUGCUAAUGCAGAAUAGAGAAUUCACUUGCCGACUUCAGAUGUUGACAGAGUAUGUCCCUCAACCGCACACGUGUUAUAAAAACCAGAUUGUCAAUUAUUGUACC